Phlebotomus argentipes is the source of this 3868-nucleotide messenger RNA. RefSeq names its product sorting nexin-13-like. NCBI's taxonomy places the organism in Eukaryota, Metazoa, Arthropoda, Insecta, Diptera, Psychodidae. The record is from RefSeq and is a predicted model, not a curated record. Gene Ontology annotation, molecular function: phosphatidylinositol binding. The coding region runs from base 89 to 3556 and encodes 1155 amino acids. Gene Ontology annotation, cellular component: early endosome. The transcript is spliced from 9 exons.
GUGAGAAAGUGACAGCGAAAUAUCGUCUCUGGAAAAACUCCGCAGAAAAGUACAAAAAACGUGAAAAUUGAUGUCGUGACGCUGUAAAAUGGAAGUGAAAUACUUGAGCUGGAGCCUGGUGAUCCUGGGCCUAUCGCUGAAUCUGCUGGGCGUGUUCUGGUGGACGGCAAUCGUCUUUGGGACUGUUUCAUUUAUUUUGGGAUUUGUAGCUGUUCUAUACUUACAGCAUGAGCACAUGGACAAGUUCCUACAGAAUGACAUUCGAAAUCCUCUCGAGGAGACUAAAAUACCUCUUGGCUUGAACCUCGCGUGCGACAAAAAGCCCAUAAUGUUGAUUGCGCCCAACAUAAAAAUACAGACAGAGUCAAGGAAAGUUAAGAGUCACGUGGAUAGUCGUAAGAAGAGUCUCAUUGACACGGGAUUUGAAAUUUUAUUCAAAAAACACGGCAAACACGCAGACGGGGCGUCGGGAAAGAGCUCAGGACAGCCGGAGGAGCAGCAGAAGCUGUGGAAGCCCUUGGAGAACAUAAAGAUCUACACAGAGAGGCGAAAAUCAUACGAUUGCCCACCGUCUCAACAUGCAGAGCCUUCUGUGGCUGUUGGCGAGGACGUUUCACUGCUGAACAGCCCUGCGAAGGCAGCCAAAUCUCAGUCAUCGCCCCGGAAGGCUAAGAAGAACGUCCUCAGUGGGAAUAAACAGAUCGAUGUGCUGCUCCACACAAUCAUUGAUUACAUUAUCAGGGAUUUCAUUGAUUCCUGGUUCUGCUCUCUGUCUGAGGACAAGGAGUUCAGCGAGAUAAGAGUCCGAAACACCAUUGAGGAUUUCGUCACGAACAUUUGCACCAGGAUCAAAUCUACUCAGUGGCUUCCGCUGAUCACCACCAAGCUUGUUGACGAUGUGGCCACGCACACGAAGCUCUAUCGACUGGCCCAGCAAUCUGUGGCAUCCACGAAUGUCGAUGACCCAAAAUGCCGGCUCUCGGACAAGCUCUCGCCGCAGCGGAGCAGCAAACAGAGGCACCAUCGGAGGAACAAGAGCGAGACAGACCUCAAUUGGCAUCUUGGAAAUGCUGCUGUUCAGAAGAACGUUGCCAAUUCAAAAUUCUAUACGAAAACCAUUGAUGAGCAGACACUUCUGGACCCGGAACUGAAACUCCUGCACGCUUUCUUCGAUCACUGUGGCACUUUCCAGCGAGAAUGCCUUAGCGAUAGUGAUUUGGAGGAUUAUCUUACUCAUGUUUUGGAAACUGUCCUCUAUUUCACGCUUCCUGAGGAGGAUUUUGCAUGUCUCCCACUCAGGACAUUCCUGUGUGCGCUCCUGGCGAAUGUUGUGGUGAAGCCCGCCUUGGAAAUGCUCGCCGAUCCGGACUUUAUCAAUCUUCAAGUCGCAAGAUUGUUCACGAAAGAACCUCCGCCAGGAGAAUUUCUGCUGAAGCUGAUCCGUCAGUGCACAGAUUUGUCAGAACUGCGUGCAUGUCGUCAGUUGAUAACUAAGGAAAUGGAUUUGAAAUAUAAGGAUCCGAACUUUGCUGCUGAGCUGGCGAGUCUCAAGUAUGCGCAGAAGUUGAUAGACCUCCGGAUAAGUUAUAUUCAGAAUAACAAGCUCUCAGCAAAUCGAUCUGAGCGGGAGAAACUCUCAUCAACACUUCCAAUUCUCAGUUUGGAUGAUCUUUUGACGAAGGAAUUGGCUUUAUCUUACUACCUGGACUACCUGAGUAUCCUCAAUCUGCAGAAAUACGUAAUUUUCUAUCUCACAGCGCAAGAAUGGAGGAUCACAGUGACACAAAGUUUGGCGGAUCUUCAAGCAAACCAAGCAAAGACGCCAAAAGAGGAGAUGUUCAAGACAUUGAGAGACAAGGCGCAGAGUCUCUACAAAGAAUAUCUCAUUCCACCAUCGACAAAUUGCUUGAAUGUUGAUCCAGGGCUUGUGGAAGUGCUCAAUAUUAAGCUGAAGGAUAUUUCCUUGCCUCCAGAGACAUCCUGGUUUGAAUCGAUUUGCAAGUUUGUCUACGAGAAACUGAAGAAUGAAGACAUUUUCUUGGCCAACUUCUAUCACAGCUCAGCCUACAAGAAACUCCUACUGGAACUUGACGUGUUGGGGCACAAUCAGGAAGUCCUGGACGUUGAUAUGAGCCUCAGUGGCAUGGGAAGCAAUGUGGAGAGCGGCAGUGAUAAUAAUUCCGGUGACAUCGCCUUUGAUGACGAUGACAACAUGGAGGAUGAGAAGAUUGAAGUGACUACGAGUGGGAAGAAUGACCAAAAUCCUGAUAUUCGCAUCACCACAGCGGACAAGGAUAUCAUUGGAAUGGGAUAUGAUCUGUCAGUAUUGCCUUUUCUGUCUCAGGAAGGCGGCAGUUUCAAGCACUCUCGCUCUCACAGUGAUUGCACGGGAAUCGUGGCGACUUUGCCUGAUGUUUCAACGGAUCCUUUGAGGGAUGGUGUCAUUCGGAAGCGAGAGAUAGAAGCGGAAGUGGGAGAUCAUCUAGAUGUGAAGUCGGCAGAGAGGAAAUCUUCACUGCCUGAACACAAACUCACGGCGAAGAUUAUUCAAACUGCCCUUAUUAGUGAUGGAUUGUACGCAGUUUAUGCUGUCCAGGUGUCAGUUGUGGAAGAUAAUCACCACAAGAGUUGGCAUAUUUACCGUAGAUACUCAAAAUUCCUGGAGUUGAAGAAGAUACUUCAGAAGAGGUUUCCCGGAUUGGGUAAACUACCAUUUCCCGCCAAGAAAGCAUUCCAGAAUACUCAGAGAACCGUCCUGGAGCAUCGAAUGACGAUUCUCAAUCAAUUCCUGCGCGAGAUUUGCGCUAGAGCUCAUGGAAAUGACGAUAUGAAUGCCAUUAUCAGGGAUUUCCUGGAGCCAGACACGAAUGACAAGAGGAUGCAAGGCGGAGCGGUCAUCAGAACGAUUGAGAGCCUGGUGAAUCCAUUGAAGACGGGAAUGAGGACAAUUCGCAACAUGCCGGAUAAUUUAGUAGGUGGACUGGCGAAGAUUUUCCUGGGCAGAGGCUCACUGAAGGAGCAGACUCCCUUCCUUGGUGUCACCUCAUCCGUGCAGCUGGAGUCCUCGGAAUAUCCCGCCUUGGCGGCUGCUCUCAAUCUCCUGGAUGAAGUGUUUGAUCUGCAGACUCGUUCGCAGUGGCUUCGCCGGGGGAUCAUCAAUCGCCUCCUGGGCGCUCCGUGGGUGAGUAACACGGCCAACAAGAAGAUCAUUCACGGUGCCAAGGCGCUCAUCGAGGCGGACAAAGUGGAGCUGCUGCUCUCGAGUAUUCUCAACAGUAUCUGGCCAGAUGGCCGACAGGCGCGCAAAACCGUCCCGCGGGAGGACAACACGAAGCUGCGCACGCGGAUGGCGGCCAAGAUUGCGCUAUUUGCGCUACUCUCGGACGAUCUGAAGCACGUCGUGGGCUCGGAGACAACGCGAUCGGGCCUCCUGAAUUUCUUCUCCAUGUGGCAGCACAAGAAGCUCAACUUGAGGCUCGUUCUGGUCCUCCUCAAUGAUAUACUGACCCUCCUCUAUCAAACGGACAGUAUGACAAAACAUGUCGAUGGACAGUGAUUAUUUUAAUUUUGUGAUUUAUCAUUUGUUUUAGUUCAUUUCUCUUCUGUUCUGCCCUUUUUUAUGUUCGCCUUCGCGGGUAGAGUGAUAUAUUGGCGCUGGGCAGAAGGUGAGGAGAAAGAGAUUUAGCUUAAAAGGAAAUAAAUUAAUUAGACGGUAUUAGUGGAUCAUUUAAAUAGGUUUCCUCAUGCCUGUGAGAUUUUGUAAUCGAUAGAAAAGUGACUUUUAUUCUUUUCGCGCUCACAAACUGGCUGUCCGAGGGGUUGCUCAAUGUAAGUAUCUAAAUUCAUCUCAUGGCUUUUGAUUGAGAAG